This is a messenger RNA of Naegleria lovaniensis, 696 nucleotides long. RefSeq lists its product as uncharacterized. Lineage: Eukaryota; Heterolobosea; Eutetramitea; Acrasida; Naegleriidae. The record is from RefSeq and is a predicted model, not a curated record. The transcript is spliced from 2 exons. The coding region runs from base 1 to 696 and encodes 231 amino acids.
AUGAGUAAAUCCUAUCCUCCACAGACUUCACACAUUGCACCAAAUCCCGGUCUUGAACGGCCCUUGUUCAAUUGGAGAGGUAUCUUUGAUCGUACGAAAAGAAAUUCGAGAACCACCGUAACGGAUAAGAUCUUGGCAGAAAAUCCGGAAGGAGAAGCCUCCAUACCGUUACGGCCCAACGAAUACAAAUUGAUGAAACAGAAAUAUUUUAAUGAGUUAUUGACGAUGAUUAAAAUUAAAAAUUGUUGGGAAUAUAAGGAACAAUUGUUGGACAUGAUUGAAAAGGAGAAGGAUAAAUAUCCAAAUGAUGAUUUGCAUGUCUUGUUGAAACAACCAGAACAACAAGUGUUGAAUGAGACCAUGCUGUUUGAUGAUCCGGAUAAACCUCAUCAACCAUUGAGUAUUGGAGAAGAUUUUUCACAAUUCGAAAAACACAAAAUUUAUUCUCUUUAUGGCCUUUAUCACAAUUGUAUGCAGCUUAGCUUUAUGAAAAUUGUGACGGUAGAAUCAGUAUUGAAUUGCAAAAGACCACUCGCAGAGUACAGAACUCUUCCUCUUCAUUUCAUACAGUUCGAGAAAAAAACAGAGCGAUAUUGGAAAAAGUAUGAGCAGUGUGUUUUGAAAAGUGCCAAACAAAAUGCGUAUCAUACUGAGAAAUACCGCCAAACUCACAAGGAUCAAACCAAUGAAAUGUAA